AUGAUUCCUAAAUACUUCUUCAUCGUUUUUCUCGUCUUCUUUUGUGUUUUUCAACAAACUGUUGCUGGACCAAUCGCAUACGCCGUAUGCCAAACAGCUUGUAAUUUGAAAUGGGCGAGCUGUUACUUAUCAGCUGGUUUGGUUGCAGGAACGGUCACUGGAGGUUUAUGUGCUCCCUUUGCUGCGCUCGCUUGUAAUGCUGCACAAGGGGUCUGUAUGGCUGCGUGUGCCGGUUUGCUCGUUGCACCAACGCCUUGA
This is a messenger RNA of Ambispora gerdemannii, 258 nucleotides long. The record is from the annotation of a GenBank genome assembly. NCBI's taxonomy places the organism in Eukaryota, Fungi, Glomeromycota, Glomeromycetes, Archaeosporales, Ambisporaceae.